AUGAAUAGUCCGUCUGGCGACUCUCGCAUUGAUGCCAUAAAUCACCUCCGAAAAACACUCAGUUGGCUGAAGAACAACCCGUAUCCGUAUGUGGCUGGUCCGGAGACGCUCAAGAAACGUGCAUCUGUGGCCUUGAUCGUGCGCAUACAGCCAUCAUACGCCCAUCGACCGGAUAGUACCGCUCCAUCCGCUCGCGACUUGGACUCUUUCUUUGCCCAGGAGUGGGUCAAACAUGGAGAGGCUGAGGUGCUUUUCAUAAAACGUGCUGCCCGUAAGGGUGAUCGUUGGACUUCUCAUGUUGCCCUACCCGGUGGUAGACGAGAUCCCGAAGAUGCAGAUGAUGAGCAAGCUGCAGUUCGUGAAGCCGCUGAGGAAGUGGGCAUUGACCUGUCCGAGAACACAUCAAUCGCUGUUGGCAAUCUUCCCCAAAGAGUUGUUACAACCAGCUGGGGACGCGUACCGUUGAUGGUCCUAUGUCCAUAUGUCUUUCUUGUUACGCGUCACGACCUCCCUCAGCUCCGUCUGCAGCCUACCGAAGUUGCUUCAACGCAUUGGGUGCCCAUACGCUCACUUCUGGAUCCAAAGCAACGGACUGUAUCCUUGGAAGAUGUUUCAAACAGGCUGGCGAACCAGGAGACCGGCAACAAAAGAUGGGCAUUGGCUGGUAUGCUUGGUAAAAUGGAGUUCAGUGCUAUCCAAUUGCUUCCUACAGAGAGCCUAUAUUGCCAUGAGUCGCCGUCCGACGACUCGACCCAACACAAUCCUGCACCUCCAAGAAACGCAUUUAAGAGAUUCUUGAGCUUGAGCCAUUCACAAAUGUUACCUCCUCCACCGCAAAAUCAACCUUUAAUUCUGUGGGGCUUGACGCUUGGUGUGGUGGCUGAUUUCCUUGACUUACUACCACCACACAAUGCGUUGGAGCUGUGGACUUAUCCUACCUUUACAAUGCCGGACAUCAGACUAGUGAUAUGGCUCACUACUUACAAGUUUAGGGAAAGUAAAAGACUGCAACUGGAAGCAGGCAAUACCUCCGGUCCGCCUACCGCAGCUGUCGAGGAAGGGUUGGAUGCCGUCUCUAUGCCAAACGACGAGCGCUUUAACGAUGUAGGAAUGGGAGGUCUGGGUUCUGGACGCAGCUUGAAGGGUCGCUCUUUCGAGAGCGCAGUAGGGACUAUGCUUGAGGGUUAUUAUGCUUGUAUGAGAAAAGGCGUGACUUAUGCUUUGAUAUGCCGAGCGGUCGGUAUUGCUACGGUCACGGCUUGGCUAUGGUCGAAGAGAUGGGCUUUCGGAAAUGUGUUUGCUCGAUAG
Molecule: messenger RNA, 1308 nt
Organism: Aureobasidium pullulans EXF-150
Lineage: Eukaryota; Fungi; Ascomycota; Dothideomycetes; Dothideales; Saccotheciaceae
Exons: 1
Coding region: 1-1308 (435 amino acids)
Molecular function (GO): coenzyme A diphosphatase activity
Source: RefSeq, a predicted model, not a curated record